UGGGGAGUUGAGUAAAGAGGAAGCCACGUUGACACACAAAGUAUUGUGUUUUCUGUUUAUUCUCACGGCUGCACUGAACCGUCACGUCGUCAAGGGACACCUGGCGACCCGGGAACCUCCGCAGGAACGUUUAGAGACAGGUCAAAGACGCCACAUCAUCUGACAGGAUGAGUGUUGGGUUCAUUGGAGCGGGCCAGCUGGCUCACGCACUGGUGAAAGGGUUCACGGCUGCAGGUGUGAUUGCUACAAAUAGGAUCACUGCCAGCUCCCCAGACUCAGACCUGCCCACAGUGUCAGGGCUGAGGAAAAUGGGGGUGAACAUGACAACUAGCAACAAAGAGGCGGUCAAUAAGAGUGAUGUGCUCUUCCUGGCCGUGAAACCCCACAUCAUCCCUUUUGUUCUGGAUGAGAUUGGGCCAGACAUCGAGGACCGUCACCUCAUAGUCUCCUGUGCAGCCGGCGUCACCAUCAGCUCCAUAGAGAAGAAGCUGCUUCAGUACCGUCCAUUUCCUAAAGUCAUGAGGUGUAUGACAAACACCCCAGUGGUGGUGAGAGAGGGAGCUACAGUGUACGCUACUGGGACACAUGCUCAGGUGGAGGACGGCAAGUUGCUGGAGCAGCUGAUGGCCAGUGUAGGUUUCUGUACGGAGGUGGAGGAGGACCUCAUUGAUGCUGUGACUGGGCUGAGUGGCAGUGGACCGGCCUACGCGUUCACAGCCCUGGAUGCUCUUGCAGACGGAGGAGUGAAGAUGGGUCUGCCCAGAAGACUGGCUCUCAGACUUGGAGCUCAGGCCAUAUUGGGAGCUGCUAAGAUGCUGCUGGACUCGGAUCAGCACCCCGGCCAGCUGAAGGACAACGUGUGCUCGCCAGGGGGCGCCACCAUCCACGCCCUGCACGUCAUGGAGAGCGGCGGCUUCCGCAGCCUCCUGAUCAAUGCAGUGGAGGCGUCGUGCAUCAGGACACGGGAGCUGCAGUAUCUGGCAGACCAGGAGCGAAUCUCCCCAGCAGCCAUUAAGAAGACGACACUGGACAAGGUGCUCCAGCAGCCCGGAGUCACAGUCAGCGGAGUGGCUAAUGGGAACGGCAAAUCGGGGCUCAGCCUGUUUAACAAUCGUGGUCCAAAUAUCAAGAAGAAGAACUGAGUACACACACACACACACACACACACACACACACACACACACACACACACACACACACACACACACACACACCCCAAGCAAGCAAGCCUAUACAGCUGAUCUGGUCAAAAAUAACAUGGUAAUCAUGUUACAUUAAUGGCAAAUUAUUUAUUCAUAUUCAAAUUACAUGCGGACAUUGGACCUGCUGGUGUCACAGCCACAUUACACACAAGCACAGGUGCAUUCUGGGUGCGUUGCCGACAGUUACAGCCUUAUGUUGGGAUGGAGCAUUACUGUCUACACACAAACCCGUGCACACUGACAAAUCCAGAUACACACUGAAGAGCAAAAGUGCAUUUACAAUCUGUUAGCUGUCUGUGUUUGGGUUUAAGACUAUCCAGGGCUGUUACACAGUAAUGACCCGGUGGGCCAUCAUGGCAUCCUGGUUUACACCAGGCAACAGAUGGCUGCUGGGAGACCAUCAAGCUCUUAAUGAUUGUCUAUAAUGUCUUCAUUUUAAAAACAGAAUUAAGCCACAAUGUAAAUCACCCUGUACACCUCUUUUGUCUGUGCUAGUACUUAUAUGUUGUUAAACCAACAGUAUUAUACAACAACUGUUAACAAAGACUGAAUAUGGAUUUGACAAAGAAUUGUUACAGCUUUAUGUUUGGUUUUGAUUGUCGUAUACGAACACUGUGGGCUUCAUGAAUAAUAUUCCUUCCCUGCAGUGUUACAAUGGUUUUUUUUUUUAGCACAUUGAGAACAUUGUGCCUUUGACCAUUGGACACGCUAAAUAUUUCUUCUCCCAUAUUAAGUUCAUUCCAAGCAUUAAAACUACGGAUGCACCGAUCCGACUUUUCCUGUCCCGACAGCCAAACCUUAGCUUUGGGUAUUGACUGAUGCAGAGUACCGAUCAGAUAUCAAUAUAGUGUUUUAAUUAAUGAGCUGUUUGCCUCAUUGUGUGGAAGUAACUGGGAUCAUUAUUUUAUGUGUAAAUCAACAUCAGGCUAGACUUAAACCUGCUUUCUUAACUUUAUAAAACAAAAUGUAACAAAUAAAUACGAAGAUAUAAAUGUACUGAAAUGUUAUUUAUCAAUAUAUUGGUAUCCAAUACCACAUUGACUCAACGUCACCGAUACCUGAUCCAGCUAUUUCAGUCAGUAUCAGACAAGUAUCUGAUAUAUCGCUGCAUCUCUAUUUAGUUUUCCUUUGUUCAUUUCCUGUUUGUUAAGGACAUAUUGGGUCUUAAACCCCAAAUCUUAACUUGUUAUCUUGAACCUCCUAAUGUUUUAUAAUAGAAACCCACUUUGUACAUUUUCUCUCAUUAAGGAGUGGGAAGUUAUUACCUGAAAGUUCUACAAGACAUUCGUCUACACAGAGAAACAAGAUAAUAUGAAGAUGUAUCCAUAUAGAAUAGGAUGUAUCAGCAUUACGUCAAUCCGUCCUAACUGUGUAUUUUGUAAUGUUCCUUAUAUUUUUAUCCCCAUAAUGUUACAUGUUAUGUACAGUUUUUUUGGGGGUAAUAUCAACCAUUGAGUUGGUUUACCAGUCAAAAAGUAAAUAUUAAACAAGCAGAUUCAUAUA
Anoplopoma fimbria (sablefish) is the source of this 2705-nucleotide messenger RNA. RefSeq names its product pyrroline-5-carboxylate reductase 1b (gene pycr1b). Gene Ontology annotation, molecular function: pyrroline-5-carboxylate reductase activity. The transcript has 9 exons. Gene Ontology annotation, biological process: L-proline biosynthetic process. The coding region runs from base 168 to 1142 and encodes 324 amino acids. The record is from RefSeq and is a predicted model, not a curated record. NCBI's taxonomy places the organism in Eukaryota, Metazoa, Chordata, Actinopteri, Perciformes, Anoplopomatidae.